Messenger RNA from Cyclocybe aegerita, 486 nucleotides. The record is from the annotation of a GenBank genome assembly. Lineage: Eukaryota; Fungi; Basidiomycota; Agaricomycetes; Agaricales; Hemipholiotaceae.
AUGGCUAUAAAAGCACUAGAGAUCGUCUGGUGGUACUCAGUCUUAGCUUCACCCUCUGACCACAUCCCUCCUGCAUACGAGCCCUGGGCCUCGAAGGUGCUGUCGCCCAUUCCUUCAUUUACCAUCAUGGUCGUCUACGCAUAUGUCGAGACUUUCUACGACGUCAAUCCUCCUCCUCAAGGUUGGCAAGGAGGCGCAUAUACUCCUUUCAACAGACGUCCAAACCAUACUCAGCUCGCUCAAUGGGCGGGUGGUGCCCUUCAAUGGUCGCGAACGAAUUCACAGCAAGCACUUGCAAAUGAGCGGCCCCCGCGCGCCUAUGAUCACCGCAGAUGGAGGCAGGCGAACCCAGUGAUACGAGAUACGAUACCUCCCAACACGCCUAGAUACGCGCCUAGGGCUGAGGCGUUCUCUGAAAUUCUCGAAGCGUCGGAAGAAGGGGAGGAGGAUCUGGUAGUCAUUGAUAACGAAGGCGAGGAAGUUUAG